This is a messenger RNA of Psammomys obesus (fat sand rat), 372 nucleotides long. Its product is annotated as runt-related transcription factor 2-like. Lineage: Eukaryota; Metazoa; Chordata; Mammalia; Rodentia; Muridae. The record is from RefSeq and is a predicted model, not a curated record.
AUGCUUCAUUCGCCUCACAAACAACCACAGAACCACAAGUGCGGUGCAAACUUUCUCCAGGAGGACAGCAAGAAGGCUCUGGUUUUUAAAUGGUUAAUCUCCGCAGGUCACUACCAGCCACCGAGACCAACCGAGUCAUUUAAGGCUGCAAGCAGUAUUUACAACAGAGGGCACAAGUUCUAUCUGGAAAAAAAAGGAGGGACUAUGGCAUCAAACAGCCUCUUCAGCACAGUGACACCAUGUCAGCAAAACUUCUUUUGGGGUGAGGAAACUACAGCCCAGAGGGGUUUCUUGAACUACCAAGGAUACACCACUAUUUAGUGACACAACCUGGGACUAAAACUGAGGUCCCCCUGACUCCUGGUCCAGAAU